Molecule: messenger RNA, 609 nt
Organism: Rhinocladiella mackenziei CBS 650.93
Lineage: Eukaryota; Fungi; Ascomycota; Eurotiomycetes; Chaetothyriales; Herpotrichiellaceae
Exons: 1
Coding region: 1-609 (202 amino acids)
Source: RefSeq, a predicted model, not a curated record
AUGUUGCCGCCAGCCAGCCAACGUCGUUUCUUCGUCGGCCUCAGCGAUCCAGAAGAUUUCAAGAACCAACUCAGACGACUGGACAGUUUGAUCUACCCGAUCGGACCGAGUGCUCAACGACCAUGGUCAUAUGAGACGCUCAACCGUGAUCCCAAACGAGUGACCGCUAGCUCGACUGCAAUAGCCACAGAAUCUCGCGUCUCGAGCCUCCGCGGCCCAACCCCUCAAACCCAUUACAAUCGAGGCGGUCUACGCAUGUCAGUGCACGAAUCAAUGAUGCAGAAGUCUGUAGCGGAUGAUUCAGACGAUCCUGCAUCGCCGUUGCCAGAUGGAGAACUGGAUGCGGCAGAAUAUCCUCGAGCAAACAGCGACCUCAGUGCGGCAAGCAGACUAAGUUCAGGAGGCUAUGGCCGGACCCACCUGGAAGUUCCUCCUCUGGCGCAGGUAAAUAAUAUCUACGUCCCAGAUCCCGUCACAUGCCCUUCUCCUAUUCCAGAGAAUCCUAUGGCAGCAGAGAUGGAUGAAAAUACCGGCUUCAUCCCAUCCUUCAAUCCUGUGCGUCCUCGACCGUAUGCCCAGGCCGGAGAAUGCAUACCGACGUCCAAGUAA